UGUGGGGCCGCUUAGGUCUGUAUCUCAAAGUCCACCUUAAAAAAAGUCCAACUGACUCAGGAUUUUAUUCUGGGAGAACCAAAUUACACAUCACUCUGGUAUAUAAAACAUCUGGACAACAACAGGCUGAGAGGAGUUGUAAGGGCGUCCAACAACAGCAGCAGCAACAGCAGCAGCAGCAGCAGCAGCGGUCACACUGAUCUUUUUCACCAUGAAUCCUGCUCCACUGGCGUUGGCGUUGACUCUGCUGGUCACGGUUAACGCUCAGUCCCACGACCAUCAUGACAUGGGCUGGAUCAACGGCUACCGACAGGGCUUCAACUUCCAGUGCCCUCACGGCGAGGUCCUUGUGGCAAUCAGGAGCUACUACAGCCAGGAGGAUGGUUCUGACCGCCUGUGGUCGUUUGAGUGCCAGCCCACACCUGAGAGUCUGGGAGAACCCAGUGGCUGUUGGUGGGAUGACAUCAACCGUGCUGGGAUGGAGUGGACUUCAAAGUGUUCCCGUAACGGCCUGGUCGCUGGGGUGCAGAGCAAGUACUUUGAAUCGGUUCUCGACCGGGAAUGGCAGUUCUACUGCUGCUUUUACAAACGCCGCUGUCCCUACUCCUGCAUGCAGACCAAUGACAUCCCCGAACACCACAAAGAAGAAGCAGAGCUGGUGGUCCCCUCAUACGGCUACUUUAUCCGGGGUGCCCAGACCACAUUCAGUGGGGUGCUGAGGGAUCGUCAGUGGAAGUACAUCCUGUGCAGAAUGACGAGCUUUGACUGUGAAUUUGAGAAUUUAUAGACUUUAGACAGUAGGAGCAUGUUCCCAAAAACCAUUGACACUCACCAAAACCUAUUUACUCUUAUAUUAACAAACAUAACAUAACACCAAACUAAUUUGGUUGAUAGUUUUUCAUACACAUACACAUUGCUUUUGAUUGAUGCAGAAGACUGACCACAUGUAUUUGACAUAUGCCUGAACAAUAUACACAUAUAUGAAUUUUAGCACGGAAAUUCACUUUUCAUAUAAAAACAACUAUAAGAUCCACUCGCGUGUUUUCAUUAUCUGUAUUGUAGUAUUGGUAACGUGUUGACCGGGUUCUACUAAACACACAUUACUAUAUGAUGGCAUGUUUAUCAUUGGUUGGUAUCACACAAGCACAUCGGACUAAGGUACACGAGCUUUCUGUUGAAGUCAUACUGAAGACCAGUAGUUGACACUAUUUUUACUUUCAAAAUAAAAGUAUGCAAAGAG
This is a messenger RNA of Cynoglossus semilaevis (tongue sole), 1240 nucleotides long. It is a transcript of the gene dpt, whose product is annotated as dermatopontin. Bases 212 to 787 code for a protein of 191 amino acids. NCBI's taxonomy places the organism in Eukaryota, Metazoa, Chordata, Actinopteri, Pleuronectiformes, Cynoglossidae. Gene Ontology annotation, biological process: collagen fibril organization. The record is from RefSeq and is a predicted model, not a curated record. Gene Ontology annotation, cellular component: extracellular matrix. The transcript is spliced from 4 exons.